Messenger RNA from Manis javanica (Malayan pangolin), 1981 nucleotides. RefSeq names its product pleiotropic regulator 1 (gene PLRG1). Gene Ontology annotation, molecular function: protein binding. Gene Ontology annotation, biological process: mRNA splicing, via spliceosome. The record is from RefSeq and is a predicted model, not a curated record. Gene Ontology annotation, cellular component: Prp19 complex; catalytic step 2 spliceosome; precatalytic spliceosome. NCBI's taxonomy places the organism in Eukaryota, Metazoa, Chordata, Mammalia, Pholidota, Manidae.
UGUGGACACUGACUGUCAAUGUACUUGUUAUUGGUACUUUUACAAGUCAUGUUAGCUCCAGUGUACAGAGAACAAGACAAUUUGAGUUCAUCAAAUAUAGAAGACCUAACUUUGCAGCAGGCAGUGUGUUGGGGGUUCACUUUGGUGACCAAGACAGACAAGCAGUCUGUACUCAUGAAGGUUUAUGUCUAGAGUGGAAGACAGAAAAUGAAAACUAUUUAUAAUAACAUGCACUGAGCCUAAGACAGGGAAAGUGAGGCUUUGGGAACUGUAAUAUAAGGACCUGACCUUCUUUAGAGGGAAAAGGGUCUUGAAAGGAAAAAACUUUGGGACAUGAAACUUGUGGUUCGAAUGAUUGUAUGGUUUAUAUCACACACCUGGCACAUGGAGGUACAGAAACAUUCUGUGCACACACUGGUAUUCAGGUCAUUGAAGAGGACCCAUGACAUGUUUGUAGCUGAUAAUGGAAAACCUGUGCCUUUGGAUGAAGAGAGCCACAAAAGAAAAAUGGCAGUAAAGCUGCGUAAUGAGUAUGGCCCUGUGUUGCAUAUGCCUACUUCGAAAGAAAAUUUUAAAGAGAAGUGUCCUCAAAAUGCAUCAGAUUCAUAUGGUCAUAAACAAUAUCCUGCCAAUCAAGGACAAGAAGUUGAGUAUUUGGUAACGGGUACACAUCCAUAUCCACCAGGACCUGGGGUUGCUUUGACAGCAGAUACUAAGAUCCAAAGAAUGCCAAGUGAAUCCGCUGCACAGUCCUUAGCUGUGGCAUUACCUUCUUCUCAGACUAGGGUUGAUACAAAUCGUGGUGCACCUGCUGGAGGUGAAUAUCGCCAUCCUGGGGCUUCUGACCGUUCACAGCCUGCAGGGAUGACUUCAGUUGCUGUUGAGGGUGGAAAUGCCAAGAACUCUGCGCUUGUGGCUAAAAAGGCCCCUACAAUGCCGAAACCCCAGUGGCACCCCCCGUGGAAACUCUACAGGGUGAUCAGUGGGCAUCUUGGCUGGGUUCGAUGUAUUGCUGUGGAACCUGGAAAUCAGUGGUUUGUCACUGGGUCUGCUGACAGAACUAUAAAGAUCUGGGACUUGGCUAGUGGCAAGUUAAAACUGUCAUUAACUGGGCACAUCAGUACAGUGCGUGGUGUGAUUGUGAGCACGAGGAGCCCGUACCUCUUCUCCUGUGGAGAAGACAAGCAAGUCAAGUGCUGGGAUCUUGAAUAUAAUAAGGUUAUAAGGCACUAUCAUGGACAUCUAAGCGCGGUGUAUGGUUUGGAUUUGCAUCCAACAAUUGAUGUGUUGGUAACCUGUAGUCGAGAUUCAACUGCACGGAUUUGGGAUGUGAGAACUAAAGCCAGUGUACACACAUUAUCUGGACAUACAAAUGCAGUUGCUACAGUGAGGUGUCAGGCUGCAGAACCACAAAUUAUUACUGGAAGCCAUGACACUACAAUACGAUUAUGGGAUUUGGUGGCUGGAAAAACAAGGGUCACCUUGACAAAUCACAAAAAAUCCGUCAGGGCUGUGGUUUUACAUCCAAGACAUUAUACAUUUGCAUCUGGUUCUCCAGAUAACAUAAAACAGUGGAAAUUCCCUGAUGGAAGUUUCAUUCAAAAUCUUUCUGGUCAUAAUGCUAUUAUUAACACAUUGACAGUAAAUUCUGAUGGAGUGCUUGUAUCUGGAGCUGACAAUGGCACUAUGCAUCUUUGGGACUGGAGAACUGGCUACAAUUUCCAGAGAGUUCAUGCAGCUGUGCAGCCUGGGUCUUUGGACAGCGAAUCAGGAAUAUUUGCUUGUGCUUUUGAUCAGUCCGAAAGCCGGCUGCUAACAGCUGAAGCUGAUAAAACCAUUAAAGUGUACAGAGAGGACGAUACAGCAACAGAAGAAACGCAUCCAGUCAGCUGGAAGCCAGAAAUCAUCAAGAGAAAGAGAUUUUAAUGUGGCAUCAUUUUCAUGUUGGUUCUCUUUUUUUUUUUUUUUUUUUUNAUCCAGU